Messenger RNA from Anolis sagrei ordinatus, 3990 nucleotides. NCBI's taxonomy places the organism in Eukaryota, Metazoa, Chordata, Lepidosauria, Squamata, Anolidae. The record is from RefSeq and is a predicted model, not a curated record.
UUCUCGUCAGGCAGGAAGCAAGAAAGGAGUUCCUGGCUGGGCUGCUGCAAAGCCCCAGAAGAGCGGCCGGCCGGGAGACGUAGAGCAGAGCCAUGGGGAACUUCCAGGGGGGGCUCUCCCUGUCCCCCAGCAGGAGCCUCUGCUCUCGACAGCGGGCCUCCACCUCCGAAGAAAUGGACCUCAACAACAAGAGCAGUUGCCCGUCUGACCGCCACGUCGAACCCCCCAAAUACUCCCGGAUCAAGAACUGGGAGUCGGGCUCCAUCAUGUACGACACCCUCAGCGCCCAAGCCUUGAAGGAGGUGCCCUGCAACGAGAGGCGCUGCCUGGCCUCCCUCAUGUUCCCGCGCCAGCUCUGCUCCGCUCCGGAGGGACCCCGCGGAAAGGAGGAGCUCCUGCCCUUGGCCCGGGACUUCCUCCACCUCUACUACAGCUCCAUGAAGCGGGCUGAGUCCCAGGCCCACACGCAGCGCCUGCAAGAGGUGGAGCAGCAGAUUGCGGAGACGGGGACCUACCAACUCCUGGAGGCCGAGCUCAUCUUCGGGGCCAAGCAUGCCUGGCGCAACGCAGCCCGCUGCAUGGGGCGCAUCCAAUGGAACAAGCUGCAGGUCUUUGAUGCCCGGGACUGCACCAGCGCCCAGGAGAUGUUCACCUCCGUCUGCACCCACAUCAACUACGCCACCAACCGUGGCAACCUGCGGUCAGCCAUCACCAUCUUCCCGCAGCGCAUGGCAGGGCGAGGGGACUUCCGCAUCUGGAACCAGCAGCUGAUCCGCUACGCGGGGUACAAGCAGCAAGACGGCAGCAUCCUGGGAGACCCGGCAACCAUUGAGCUCACCGAGGUCUGUGCCCAGUACGGAUGGCGGCCCCCCUUUGGGCGCUUCGACGUGCUCCCGCUCUUGUUGCAGGCCCCAGACGAGGACCCCGAGCUCUUCCCGCUGCCCCCCGAACUGGUCCUGGAGGUGCCCAUCAAGCACCCUACGCUGAAAUGCUUUGAGGAGAUAGGGCUCCGCUGGUACGCACUGCCGGCCGUCUCCAACCUUCUACUGGAGAUCGGGGGGCUGGAGUUCCCGGCGGCCCCCUUCAGCGGGUGGUACAUGCCCACUCAUGUUGGGGUCCCUUCACCCCAAGACACAGACACAAGAGAGGUUGCAUGUCCCAUUCUCCUAGGCUGCCCUUGUUUUCCACAGGAUCUGGCAGAGCGCAUGGAGCUGGACACACGGACGACUCUGUCCCUCUGGAAGGACAAAGCAGCUGUGGAGAUGAACGUGGCCGUCCUGCACAGCUUCCAGGUAGCCAAGGUGACCAUCGUGGACCACCAUGCGGCCGGGGAAUCCUUCAUGAAGCACCUGGAGAACGAGCAGCGGAUGCGGGGAGGCUGUCCCUCGGACUGGGUCUGGCUGGUGCCCCCCAUCUCCGGGAGCCUCUCGCCCAUCUUCCACCAGGAGCUGGUCAACUACCAGCUUUCUCCUUGCUUCCGGUACCAGACGGACCCUUGGAAGACCUACAUCCCCAAAGGCACCACCGUCACCCGCAAGAAGACGUUUCGGGAGAUUGCCAAUGCGGUCAAGAUUUCGGCCAAGCUGAUGGGCCACGUCAUGGCGCGCCGUGUCAAGGCCACGAUACUGUAUGCCUCAGAAACCGGGAAGAGCAGGGCCUACGCCUUGAACCUGCAGCAGCUCUUCAAGAGCACCUUUGCUCCACAGGUGCUGUGCAUGGAUGAAUACGACGUGGUCUCCCUGGAGCAUGAGACCCUGGUCCUGGUGGUGACUAGCACCUUCGGCAAUGGAGACCCCCCUGAGAAUGGAGAGGGUUUUGCCAAGGCCUUGAUGGAGAUGUCCUGCCCUUACUUGGGAGCCGUUGAGCCAGAGCUGCAGAAGAGCUACAAGAUGCGCUUCAACAGCAUCUCCCAGUCCGACUCCUUCGUGGCGUCUUGGAGGAAGAAGCGCCGGGAGUCCAGCAACACCGACAGCGCAGGGGCCCUGGGGACACUCAGGUUCUCGGUCUUUGGCCUGGGCUCCAGGGCCUACCCGCACUUCUGCGCCUUUGCACACGCCGUGGACACGCGCCUGGAGGAGCUGGGAGGGGAGCGCAUCCUGCCCAUGGGCGAAGGGGACGAGCUCUGCGGGCAGGAGGAGGCCUUCCGCACCUGGGCCAGGAGCGUCUUCAAGGCGGCCUGUGACACCUUCUGCGUGGAGUCUCUGCCCGAGGCGGCGGCCACCGAGGUCUUCAGCACCCGCUGCAGCUGGAAGCGCCACAAGCACCGCCUCUCGGCCCACCACAGCCCCCUGGACCUGCUGGCAGGUCUGACCCACGUGCACAAGCGCAAGGUGGUCCCCUGCCACGUCCUCUCCGUCAAGAACCUCCAGAGCCCAGAGUCCAGCCGGUCCACCAUCCUGGUGCAGCUGCAGACGGGAGACCACCCUGAGCUGCGCUACCAGCCGGGAGACCACCUGGGCAUCUUCCCAGCCAACAGCCCUGAGCUGGUGCAGGAGCUGCUGGAGCGCAUUGAGGACCCCCCGCCCCCCGGAGAGACGGUUGCUGUGGAGACCUUGGAGGCCGGAGUGGAAGGUGUGAAGCGCUUGUGGGUGCCGGACCCCCGCCUACCCCCUUGCACCCUGCGCCAGGCCCUCUCCUCCUUCUUGGACAUCACCACUCCGCCCAGUCCACAGCUGCUCCAGCUCCUGGCCACGCUGGCAGAGGACCCCCGGGAGAAGGAGGCACUCCAGCGCCUCAGCAAGGAUGCCCUUCUCUACGAGGAGUGGAAGUGGUUCCGCUGCCCAACGCUGGUGGAGGUGCUGGAGGAGUUCCCCUCGGUGCCUCUACCGGCCUCCCUGGCCCUGACCCAGCUGCCCCUGCUCCAGCCACGCUACUACUCCAUCAGCUCUGCGCCGAGUGCCCAUCCAGGACAAGUCCACCUCACCGUCGCCGUCCUCAACUUCCACAGCCAGAAUGGAAAGGGGCCCCUGCACUACGGGGUCUGCUCCACAUGGCUUUCCCGCCGGAUGCCUGGAGACAUGGUACCGGCUUUUGUCCGAGGGGCUCCCAACUUCCAGUUACCCCAGGACCCCUCCGUCCCCUGCAUCUUGGUGGGUCCUGGAACCGGCAUCGCCCCUUUCCGGAGCUUCUGGCAACAGCGGAUGCAUGAAAUUGAGACCCAGGGCCUCCCAUCCAGUGAGAUGACCCUGGUCUUUGGGUGCCGCAGCUCCCUCCACGACCAGAUCUACGAGGAGGAGAUUCACGAGGCCCAGCAGAAGGGGGCCCUCAGCCGGGUCUUGACGGGAUUCUCCCGUGAUCCAGAUUACCCCAAGACCUAUGUCCAGGACCUACUGCGGAUGUCCCUCUCCGGCUACGUCUUCGAAGCCCUAUGCCGGCGCCAGGGACACAUGUACGUCUGUGGCGACGUCACCAUGGCGACGGGGGUCCUGCAGACCGUCCAGCAGAUACUAGCCAAGGAAGGGAAGAUGGCGCUGGCCGAGGCCGGAGACCUGAUCAGUGAGCUUCGGGACAAGAACCGCUAUCACGAGGACAUCUUCGGCCUGACCUUCCGGACGCAGGAGGUGGCCUCUCGAAUCCGGAGCCAGUCCUUCACCAGCCAGAGGCGGAGCUUGCUGAUGGGACCCUGAGCUGCCCCACGUCUGUGGGAUUUUGCGUCUUAUAUGUCGAUCGCCCCACUUCCGUGGGACUUAUGUGUUGACGUCCUUGAAGCUGUUGUCAAAUACCCUGUUCAUCCCAGCCUUGGCGGAGAACGGGUUGAGGGGGCAACGGGGGGUGGAGGUCUUGAUUUGGGGUAUUUUUUUUACGUAGAAGCCCACAAACGAGGGCCAAGUGCAAAAGAUAAAAGUAAAAUUAAAGGAUUUUGGGGUUUUGAGUUCCAGAAUUUGAGUUCCCCUCCAAAGCCACCUCCACGUUGUCCCGGGAUGGCUUCAUUUUCAGCACAGAAUUUUGUGAUUGUUCCUGCGGCUCCGACAUCGUUGGGAGCACGUUCCA